Spinacia oleracea (spinach) is the source of this 468-nucleotide messenger RNA. RefSeq lists its product as uncharacterized. The transcript has a single exon. NCBI's taxonomy places the organism in Eukaryota, Viridiplantae, Streptophyta, Magnoliopsida, Caryophyllales, Amaranthaceae. The record is from RefSeq and is a predicted model, not a curated record. Bases 1 to 468 code for a protein of 155 amino acids.
AUGACUCCCUACAAACUUGUUAAUGGCAAGAAUUGCCACUUGCCGGUGGAGCUUGAGCACAAGGCAAUGUGGGCCAUCAAAACUUUGAAUUUUGAGCUCACUAGUGCGGGUGAGCGGCGCUUGCUCGAUCUCCAUGAGUUAGAAGAACUCCGCAUGAAUGCCUAUGACUCGGCAAGCAUCUACAAGGCGCGUUCUAAACAAUAUCAUGACGCCAAGAUUGAGAAGAGAGAGUUCAAGGAGGGGGAAAAGGUCCUCCUUUAUAACUCUCGUUUGAAGUUCUUCCCGGGAAAACUAAAGUCCCGGUGGAGCGGUCCGUUCGAUGUUGUUCGGGUUUUCCCCCAUGGUGCUAUCGAGAUUCGGAAUGAUGAUUCCGGGUCCUUCAAAGUGAAUGGGCAUCGGCUCAAACACUAUUUCUUGGGAGACUCUAUCGGAUCUUUUGCUUCCUUGGAUCUCAAGGACCCCCCAUGA